UUUAGAGCGUAGCAAUGGCGGCCUGCUUUAGCGUGUGUAGGUUACAUAUGAGGGGAGCGGACAGGCUGCUUAAAUUAUGUCCAAACUCGGAUUUACAAGCACAGCGGAGGCUCGCUAGGACCACCUUUGCAACUAAAGCCCAGACAGUCAACAAGACGCUUCACGCUGCUCCAACAAGUGUUGAGUCCUUUUCCUCGAUCCAAGAUGAAAGACGUGAACGAGCUGAGAGGUCUGUCCUGAUCAGCUGCCCUCCCAAGAUCAACGAGAGAAAGUUUUUAGAUUACUUAUCUAAACAUGGGGACAUAAGAAACUAUUUCUUCUACCAGACCUAUGGCAUGUAUGCUGUGGUUGAGUUCUCCAGCAAAGAGAGCAUCGCAGCACUACAGGGAAGUUGUACCAUACCGAGUGUCCAGCACGAAGCUUCUGUGCCUUUCAAAUCUCGUCUGCUCUCACUAAAAUGGACUGGGUCAAUUGGACCAACCACGCUGAAUUGUCAAGAACAGUUGCCAAUUUCCAUUAAUGAGCUUAUCCAGCAGCUGUCCAAACAAGAGAGUAUAGAUCAGCAAAUGCAGUGCCUGACAGAGGCCUAUCAGCUCACAGAGGAAAACAUCAGUCUGCGCUUCUUAGUGUGCUCCCUGCUCAGAGACAUUGCUGCUGCUUAUUUCCCAGAGUGCAUCAUUAGGCCUUUUGGGUCCACUGUGAACAGCUUUGGAAAAUUGGGCUGUGACCUGGACAUGUUCUUGGAUCUGGAUGGGGUCAGUGGGCAGAAUAAGAAAAAGGGCUCAGGGCUUUCUCUAGAGUACCAGGUGAAGAGAGGAGCUUCCGAGCGGAACGUCACUCAGAGUAUCCUGUCUGUUAUCGCCGAGUGUGUGGAUCAAUUCAGUCCAGGCUGUGUGGGUGUCCAGAAAAUCCUCAAUGCACGAUGCCCACUAGUUAGAUUCUCACAUCAGCCAUCAGGCUUUCAGUGUGACCUCACAGCAAACAACAGAGUGGCGAUCAAAAGCUCGGAGCUGCUGUUUGUGUAUGGAUCGUUGGAUGCGCGUGUGCGGUAUCUGGUGUUUACAGUGCGCUGCUGGGCUCGUGUGCACGGCAUCACCAGCGGCAUUCCUGGAGCCUGGAUCACCAACUUCUCCCUUACAGUGCUGGUGCUGUUCUUCCUCCAGCAGAGGACACCUGCAGUGCUGCCCACUCUGGACCAGCUCAGAGACCUGGCAGGCCCAUCAGAUAAGUGUGUCAUCGAGGGAAAUGAUUGCACAAUUGUCAGUGACCUAAGCAAGAUUAAACUACAGGGAAACACAGACACACUAGAGAAGCUGCUGCAAGAGUUUUUUGAGUUUUAUGGCAGUUUUGCCUUCAACAGAAGCUCCAUCAACAUCAGGAAGGGAAUAGAGCAGAACAAACCUGAGGCAGCUGCUCUGCACAUCCAAAACCCAUUUGAGCCCAAUCUAAACGUUAGCAAAAAUGUUAACGCUACACAGAUAGAACGGUUUGUGGCACUCUGUCGAGAGAGCGCCUGGUUGCUCCAGCAGGGGGAAGUGCUUAAAAGAAGUGCUGCCCAGUCAGCUGACCAAAUCCCUCCAUGGGGUCUGGCUGCCCUCCUCUUGCCUUCAGUUGCUGAGUCUGCAGGGGUGAAAGGUCGCAGGAAGAAAAAACGUGAGCCAGCAAGUGAGAGGAUAAAGACUUUGCUGCAGUCCCUGAAGAGCGGCCGUGGAGGAGCAGGUGAGAAGCAGAGCAGUGACGAUCAACGCCACUAGAGGGCAGUAUGCUUCUUGACUUUGAAGAGAUCUAAGGAAGCAUUGAGGAACAUGUUUCUCUCUGCCUGAAUUGGUUAUACACUCAGAGAGGAUAUGGUCAAGGAUAAAGUCUUGAGAGGUGCAGCUGAGUGGGGCUGUGAUAAGUCCAGCCUGAUGAGGAGGAGUGGCUGUUUGACCCUUACACAGUAACUGCCUUUAAAAGGCCAAACCAGCCAGGUCUGUUUUAACCACAAGAACACUACAGAACCACAUCCACAAAACAUGCAAUGUUUAUGUUUACUACUCUCACACAGUUUCUGAUUGAGGUGUUGAGGGGUAUUUUUAGGUGUCUUUAAAAAGGAUGUCUGAGAGCCUGCUGUUUCUGUUCAAGGUGAACAGUGGUCAAGGUUCACUUGUCUUGGCUUCAUACUCACUCAGUUCCUCUUUAAAAGAUUUCUGGUACUGAAGUGCCAGUCAGACAGCUGUAAUCCAGAUCCCUAUAGAGUGUCUGUGGUCUUGGGAAACAUGAACUUCACCUUUGAAGGUAAGCGUAUAAGUGUACAUAUAAGGUAGAAAUGCAGAUCUACCUUUAUCCCACAUGUAUAAAUAACAAAUGUUUUGUAUCGUAUUAAAUAACACUUUCACAA
This is a messenger RNA of Colossoma macropomum (tambaqui), 2380 nucleotides long. Its product is annotated as mitochondrial poly(A) polymerase. The record is from RefSeq and is a predicted model, not a curated record. Lineage: Eukaryota; Metazoa; Chordata; Actinopteri; Characiformes; Serrasalmidae. Gene Ontology annotation, cellular component: mitochondrion. The coding region runs from base 15 to 1754 and encodes 579 amino acids. Gene Ontology annotation, molecular function: poly(A) RNA polymerase activity. The transcript is spliced from 9 exons.